This is a messenger RNA of Chara braunii, 2425 nucleotides long. Lineage: Eukaryota; Viridiplantae; Streptophyta; Charophyceae; Charales; Characeae. The record is from the annotation of a GenBank genome assembly.
GCAUAGCACGAGCCGAGCACGAGCAUAGCACGAGCAUAGCACGACCCUAGCACGACCCUAGCACGAGCGUAGCACGAGCAUAGCACGCACACAGUUGGCGCUAAGGAAUUGACAUUUAGGCGGGUUGUCGUCGAUUCGAUCUGUGGUGGUUGUCUAACUAUAGCGCGGUGUCCAUGGGGACCAAAGUGAAGUUCAUGCCCCUGUGCGGGGUGCAUUCGGAAGCCCCUCUAUGUUACCUCCUUCAGCUCGACGAUUUCACAUUUCUUCUGGAUUGCGGGUGGAACGAUAGCUUUGAUACCAAUCUGCUCAAACCUCUGCAAAGUGUGGUGAAGGAUAUAGAUGCCGUUCUUAUAUCUCAUCCAGAUACAGCGCAUCUUGGUGCUCUUCCAUAUGCGUACGGAAAGCUCGAUCUGAAAGCUCCUGUGUAUUGCACAAGGCCGGUUCAUAAGUUGGGAAUCCUGUACAUGUACGACCAUGUCCUAGCGAGGCUGGCAGUUUCAAAGUUCAACACCUUCACUCUUGAUGACAUUGAUGGCGUUUUCGAGAAAAGCAUCGUGGAUCUGAAGUACUCCCAGCAUCUUCAACUGACAGGAAAAGGUGAAGGUAUUACCAUCACUGCAUACGCUGCAGGUCACCUGCUUGGGGGAACAGUAUGGAAGAUAACAAAAGACACAGAGGACAUCAUCUACGCAGUAGACUAUCAUCACCGGAAGGAAAGGCACUUGAGUGGUACUGUUUUGGAGACUUUUGUCAGGCCUGCCGUGCUCAUUACGGAUGCAUACAAUGCCUUAAGCAAUCAAGCAUUCAAGAAGGAGAGGGAUCACCUCUUCAUAGAUUCGAUAAUGAGUACUCUUCGAGGCAAUGGGAGUGUACUGAUUCCUGUCGAGACUGCAGGUCGAGUGCUGGAGCUCAUCCUUUAUCUAGAACAGCACUGGGCUACAGAGCGGCUGGCGUAUCCACUUGUGUUUCUUACGCAUGUGUCUUAUCAUACGAUUGACACAGCCAAAAGCUCGUUAGAAUGGAUGAGUGAUACUAUUUCCAAGACGUUUGACACCUCUCGUGACAAUGCCUUUGAAGUCAAGUACAUAAACCUUAAACACAGCAGAGAGGAGUUUGACAGCAUGUUGACAAAGGGACCUCAGGUGGUUCUUGCUUCAACAGCCAGUCUGGAAGCUGGGUUUGCCCGUGAUCUAUUUGUGGAAUGGGCGGGAGACCCAAAGAACCUUGUGCUGUUCACAGAAAGAGGACCGGCAGGAACACUCGCACGCGUAUUACAGGCCGAGCCGGCACCGAAGGCCGUGAAAGUGGUUAUGAGCAAAAAAGUGCGCUUGGAGGGCGAGGAACUGCAAGCAUACGAGGAGGAGCAACGCAAGCUCAAAGGACUGGAUGCUGCUGGAACAUCUCCUGCAACAGAUACAGUCAUGGAGAAUGCUGGAGAGGAUGGGCCUGAAAGGACUGACGGUGGCACGCAGUCAGCAGAAGCUGCAGAAGGACAGGUUUUGGACCAAGUUGCAGGGCUCCGUGCCCCUCCGAACGUCAAUGGAGGGGUUAACCGACUGAGGGAGACGUUCUGUGAUGGUUUCACACCACCAGCGAAAGCGGUUGCGCCAAUGUUUCCUGACGACAGAGUGAUGACAGACUGGGAUGAGUAUGGAGAGGUCAUUAAUCCAGAUGAUUACAAGGCACCCGAAGCGGAUCACAUGGAGGUCGGGAGUCCUUCGGCAGCAAACAAGGAUGCAAAUGGUGGCCAGGGAGUUGAUGAGGGGCAGGAAGAAAUGCUCGAUGAAGGGCCAACAAAAGUCGUCAUGGAAGAAAUUACGGUGCAAGUCAAAAGCAAAUUGCAGUAUGUUGACUUUGAAGGCCGUUCUGAUGGGAGAUCGAUGAAGACAAUUCUUGCACAUGUUGCGCCUCUUAAAAUGAUAUUGGUUCAUGGGUCAGCAGAGGCCACAGAACAUUUACGACAGUACUGUAUUCGGAAUAUCUGCCCACAUGUGCAUGCCCCGCGCAUUGGAGAAUGGGUAGAGGUCUCCUCUGAUACAAAUGUCUUCAAGGUUAGACUCACUGAGAAGCUCAUGACCGAGGUGAUAUUCAAGAAGUUGGGCGAUUAUGAGGUGGCAUGGGUCGAUGGGGUGGUGGGCAAACCUGAAGAAGAUGAUGUCCUCCCUCUAUGGCCAUGCAAUGAUGGAACUGUCGAAGACGAGCCUGCCCCGCAGAAGGCCCAUAAGGCAAUCUUUAUCGGCGAAGUGCGUCUAGCAGACUUCAAACAGCUUCUUACAGCGAAAGGAGUGCAGGUACGUGCGAGCAAGGAUAGGACGACAUGAGGAAAAAAAAGAGAGGGAGAAUAAGCAGGAGGAGAGGCUGGUCACAAAGAGAUGAGAAAGCUUGAGAGUGAGAAAAGUUAAACCACCAGUAUACCUCCUAAAGU